CGACUGUAUUUUCUGUCCUCACUAGCAGCUCUAUUUUCUCUAGCGUCCAUGAUGGACGGAAUCGGCCUGCUGAUUGAAUCGAUAUGCCCCUUGAGAUACCCGAUCGACCGACGGUCACUCUGCCCGAUAACGUCCCCCUAGAAUUUCGGCAAUCACUGAUUAACGUCUUGAAUGGGUACGUAGAGGUAUUAAGUGUGCUCGAUAACGAUAUUGGGCUAUCUAACGUGAUCGAGCAUGCCAUUCUUACGGGGGAUCAUCCACCCAUUAGCUGCGUUCCUUAUCGAUACUCGCCAGCACAACGGACGGCCGUGUUUCAACGAAUUAAGGAGUUCGCAGUUAAUGGAUGGAUCGAACCCGCUAUAGGACCUUGGUUGUUUCCUGAGGUAAUCGUGCCCAAGAAGGUCAGAGGGAUUCGCAUAUGCAUCGAUUAUCAGAAAAUGAACGAUAUCACGAUCAAAGAUGUAUACCCUCUUCCCCGGAUCGAUGAGCUGUUGGAUGCGAUUGGGAGUGCUCGAUUUUUCAGUAAGUUUGAUGUUCGACAUGAGUUUCAUCAUCUGCUUGUUCGAGAGGAGGAUCGUCUGAGAAUGGCGUUUAUGUUGUCUGAAGGUACCUGGCAAUGGGUUCGAUGUCCAAUGGGCAUUUGCAAUGCCCCCGCAACCUUUCAGCGAGCCAUGAACAUGGUUUUCCAGAACUUUGUGCGGAAGACCCGUCUGGCGCAGAGUAUCAUCAACUAUUCCGUGAUUGUGUACAUGCAUGAUAUUCUGGUGUAUUCGAGUUCGUACGAGGGGCAUGUGCAGCACAUCGAGUGGACGCUGCAUGCAUUGAGAGAUGCCGGUUUCAAGGUGGCGCUGGAGAAUUGCCAGUUCUUUCUCACCACCAUUUCCUUUCUGGGACACGUGGUCACAGACCAGGGACUCAGACCGGAACCACAAAUGGUGGCCGCCAUGAGAGAUGCGCUUGUGCCUACGACUAUCACGCAAGUUUGCACUUUUCUGGGCCUGGCCUCGUACUACCGAAGAUUUAUCAAGGGCUUCCCGGCUAUUGCGGGACCCCUCACGAAUCUGUUGAAAAAGGAUAAGCCGUUAAUCUGGAGGCCAGAGUGUGAUCAAGCGUUCUCGAAACUCAAGGAAGCCCUUAUUUCGGCUCCGGUCCUUAUAAGACCGGAUCCUGCGAAGCCUUUUGUCCUCAUCACGGACUGGCAGUUGGAGGCAAUCUCAGGAUUCUCAGCGAUCUUGGCCCAGUCAGUGCCUGCUUGCAAGCGCAAUUACGCCGCCUCGACAGGAGAAUGCUACGCGGCUCUGUGGGGAAUCAGUCACUUUCGAGCCUAUCUGUACGGGCGGAAAUUCACGCUGGUGACCGAUCAUGAGCCAUUAUUAGCCCUGAAGAAAUCUAAGGAUUACUCGGGCAUGAUCGGGAGAUGGGCGACGGUGCUACAGAGCAUGGACUUCGACAUUCGCCAUCGAAAGUACGAGAGGGACGGGAAUGCUGACGGAUUGACACGACUGCACCGACCCGAGGAGAUCCUCAAGAGCGAGGAAGUGAUCCCGUGGAACGAGCCGAAGGAUGAGAACGGACUGCGGCAUUGGCGAGUGUGGCGCGAGACUUUUGUCGAUCUGUUUGUGUGCUUGGCUCGAGUGGAAGUGACGUGGACAAGGACCGACGAGCAUCCUGCGUGUCUUGAGUACCUGGAGCUGCUGAUCAUCCAGGCUUGGCGAACUGACGUGGAGGGCGAUCUUCUCGGUUUUCUUUUCGGAUCGGUGCCGCCAGGCCAUCGCCAGCAAAUUGUCCAGGAACUCGUCGUCCCGCUCGCGCAGCUGGUCGACAACCUUUCUCGCGAUAUUGUUUCGCAAAGUGACGAGAGUCCGGCCCCACACGUCCUUACUCGGACCUUGGCACCGUAUCUUCAGUGGUCGGCGCGCUUGGAAAAACAAGGGAGUGAAAGCACCCUGCCAUUGCGGCAGGAGUACUUAAAGCCGUCCGGGGUCAUCGAUCUUGCGUUCUAUCCGAAGCAAGAUACGUCCGAGGAGCCGGUAGAAGAGGAAGAGGAGGAAGUCACUGAAGAAGAAGGCAGCGUCGAAGAAGAGACGUCGGAAGAAGGGAGUUAUAGUGAGCACAAGAAAGGAGAGCAGAGUGAAGAAGAAGAAGAAGAAGAAGACGAAGAGGUGGAAGCCGGAUCGGAGUGGGAGACCUUGCCGGAGGAAGCGGCGCGCACUGGUACGGAGGCAGAAGAUCCGGAGGCGGCACGUAAGAGAGAAGAGAUCGCCGCCAGGAAAAGCCAGCUGUAAUUCGCCGGUGAGGCGAACCUGCGCAUCGACGACGACCCGACCCAGGAUCCAGAGCCCCCCGAGC
Chara braunii is the source of this 2349-nucleotide messenger RNA. Lineage: Eukaryota; Viridiplantae; Streptophyta; Charophyceae; Charales; Characeae. The record is from the annotation of a GenBank genome assembly.